GCACCUGCGGAGCGACGGCCGCCCGGGGUGGACAAAGUUUUGGCGUUCGUUAGAGACGGCAGAGAGUGGCAAGGCGGGGUACUGGGUCUGCAAGCAUGGCUGAGGCCGAAGCCAACGGCCGCAUCGCAUAUAUCCAAGGCAUUUUCAGUUCAAACAGGUGUCUGUACAGUGGCCCCUCAUGUUCAAGCAAGCUCGCCGGGAAGCUUUUCCAUUCGCCAUCCCUUCACAUUUGGUUAAGCGGGUGUGGAGAAGAGGAUGCACCGCGGCCGAGCCCUGCGCUGUGCCGAGGCCGUCCUUUAUGCCUCCCCCCUCGUCCGAUGAUAUGCCACAUAACAGCCAGUGCCAGCUUUGCGAGUUUCCCGUCCUUCUCAGGGGUCUGCAGGGAUUCUUUAUGCCAUUUGUUUGCUGCGGCUACUGGGAAUGACCAAGCCAGCUCGCAACGCCAUGACGGCAUACGGUUUCCAAACGUCUCAGGGCACAUGCUUUGGAGGUUCAUCGGGCAGGAGGCGGGUUCCCUCAAUUUGAUAUUUAACAGACAGCCGUUGCACGUUUUUGACUUGUAACGCAAUCGUAUGCACGCUCGGUGGUUUCCAGUCUGCAGCUCAACUCAUC
This is a messenger RNA of Colletotrichum navitas, 612 nucleotides long. RefSeq lists its product as uncharacterized. Bases 96 to 563 code for a protein of 155 amino acids. The transcript has a single exon. The record is from RefSeq and is a predicted model, not a curated record. Lineage: Eukaryota; Fungi; Ascomycota; Sordariomycetes; Glomerellales; Glomerellaceae.